Naegleria lovaniensis is the source of this 1248-nucleotide messenger RNA. RefSeq lists its product as uncharacterized. NCBI's taxonomy places the organism in Eukaryota, Heterolobosea, Eutetramitea, Acrasida, Naegleriidae. Gene Ontology annotation, molecular function: mRNA binding; RNA polymerase II complex binding. Bases 1 to 1248 code for a protein of 415 amino acids. Gene Ontology annotation, biological process: termination of RNA polymerase II transcription. The transcript has a single exon. Gene Ontology annotation, cellular component: cytoplasm; mRNA cleavage factor complex. The record is from RefSeq and is a predicted model, not a curated record.
AUGAGAGCAAGUUAUUUGAAGCUUUUGGGAACUUGGAAUGAAGUAUUCGGAGAGGAAAAAGUCAGAGAAAUUCAAAACAGAAUUCGAGGUUUGGAAGCCAGAACACCUGGUAGCACUGCAAUGGUCUCAGGUAAAACAACUACUAGUAAUGCAUUAUCUGCCUCGGAACAAGAACUUUUAGUGAAAUUAGCAGAUGCACUCAAAAGAAAUCCAGACUUGAUCAAUGAUCCUAAAACUGCUGCAUUGUUCUCUCAGCUGACUGCCAAGUUGAGUGGUAGUACAACGUCAUCUUCAUCAUGGAUAAACGCUUCUGCAACAGCCAUGAAUCCCUAUGCUGCUUCAAAUAUUCCGUCAUCCUUAAAUCCCUAUGCCACACCAUCCCUUGGAGCAAUGCUUGGACACAAACAACAACCUGUACAAAUGUAUCCUGGUGGUCAUUCCCUGACAACCACACCACAAUCACUUGUUGGUUUGCCUUCCUCUUCUGCCUCCUCCUCCUCUCAGAUGAAUAAACCUACAUCAACAACAAGUAAGGGUGUGCAUCGUCUCUAUGAUGCGCUCUCUCAUCAAUGUAUGAAUUGUGGUGUGAGAUUGGCCACACAAAAACAAUUAAGCGAACAUUUGGAUCUUCAUUCCAAGACAACUCAAUUCUUUAGAACGAAUAAGGACUUGUCACGCAAGUGGUAUUUGAGUGAAGAUGAAUGGAUGACUGCACCCACUCUUCCCACAAGUGCUCUUCACUGUCCAGGCAUCAUUAUAUUUGCAGACUCUUUUUCUGGUUUGUUACACCAUCGAGGUAAGGGCUCUGCAUCAUCAGCAUCCUCGGCCUCUUCCUCCUCUCUUUCCACCAAACCCAUUUCAGCACUUGAUUUCUUCCAGACAGGUCCAAAAACUUCAACCACUGCAACUGGCACGUCAACCUCAAUGAAAAAUAACAACAUAACAAAACAAGAAGAUGUUGUUGCAAAUACUGAACAAGAUACAUGUCCUAUUUGUCACGAGGAACUCGACAAGUAUUACAAUACAGAGACCAAUGAAUGGAUGCUUCGAGGAGCUGUUUUUGACGAGUCCUCUCAACUCUAUGUCCAUAACUUUUGUGCUCCCUCUGCUGCUUCGUCUAAUUUAUUGAAAAGAAAGACCAUGAUGGAUGGUAGCGGUGAAGAUGUUGCCUCGAGUGAUGAUGGUGGUAGCGAUGGCAACACCUCAUCAUUCGAACCAUCCUCUAAGAAAGUGAAACAAGAGCAAUGA